This is a messenger RNA of Rotaria sp. Silwood2, 522 nucleotides long. Lineage: Eukaryota; Metazoa; Rotifera; Eurotatoria; Philodinida; Philodinidae. The record is from the annotation of a GenBank genome assembly.
AUGUCCCGUAAUAAAGAAAAACAGAACAAUGAGUUAAAUCGAUUAUAUUUAUCAAAAUUAAAGCGACCAAAAGUUAAACGACCACAUUUAUCUCAAAUUCAUACAGUCGAUGAACUUCGUCGUUGGUUACCAAUAAUUGAACGUGAAAUUCAUAUGACAUUAGCUCAAACAACAUCUGUUCGUUAUACGGAUGAAAAAGUUGAAUCAAUGUAUAAACAAAUAUCGGAAUUACAAAAUGAACAUAAAAAAUUUCGACGAAAAAUAGCUCAAUUAGAACUAGGUGCUAAUGUUAAUGUUCUUACAAAAACAAUUCCAGUUGAAAAACCUAUUCAUUUUUAUACAAAAAAAUCAAUUAAUAAUCAACAUGAAACUUUGGACGAUUUUUUUAAUAAAAAACUUGAUUUACCACUACUAUCAAUGAAUGAUUAUAAAAUAGAAUCAUCAGAAAAAAGUUUAACAGUGAUUAAUAAUGAUAAACCAUUUACAAAUAAUUCUCUUGUUGAUUAUUCGGAUUCUGAUUAA